Rangifer tarandus platyrhynchus (Svalbard reindeer) is the source of this 324-nucleotide messenger RNA. The record is from the annotation of a GenBank genome assembly. Lineage: Eukaryota; Metazoa; Chordata; Mammalia; Artiodactyla; Cervidae.
AUGAGUUUCCAGUAUCGAACAAUGCAACUGGGAGUGGGCGUUGUCCGUGUUGAAAUAAAAACUGGGACGGGAUCUUCGCCCAGUUGGCGCUUUCUCAGCGCGCUGACCUGCGGUCGAGGCUUGGAGCCGAGCUCUAGGAGAGGGCGGAGGCCCCGAGCGGAGAUUUCUAUUAUAGAUCAAUGCAGAAUGGAUCAAACCGGAAAGAAGCCUCUCUGGCUAGAAACAGUCUUCAUUGGAAGAAAUAACAUCCCUAAAGGAGGAACGUGUAAAUCAGGAAUUGAGCCAGGAAAGAGCCUGGGAGAGCCACUGAUCAUCCCCAAGUGA